UUGCGGUGGCUCUAUGCUAGCGCUCCUGCUCCGAACGGCUCUUCCCUGCCCUCAGUGCCCACCGUCAACCGUCCUCAUCUGUCUCGUUGGUGUUUUUGUUGCGUCUUCCGAGAGGUGAGGGCGAAGUUUGGACUUAGUGCGUCUCUUUUUGCUGUUGUUGCGAAUCAAGAAUGGUGCGUUCUGAACCUAAGUCGUUCCAGUGAGGAGUUCAGUAGCAUGGGGUUUGAGUGCAGAGAAUAAGGCAGGGUGUUGACCACUUGAGGACAUGGUUUGAGGGUUGAAUGACGCGCCAGCAAAGAGAACACGCGAGAAGGUGAAGUGGAGAGUGUGGUGGUGGCUGUUAUUGGCAGACGAGAUGGUGAUGUUGCCCGCUGUAGAUGUUUUUGUCCAUUGGACGUAAGACGGGGGACGCGGGGGCGUCUGCGUAUCGAAGAGCGUGGAAGUCUAACGUUCACUUCAUUAGUUGAAGCGGGAUAUCGUAAGCGGAGGUAUGAAGGGCGCGACAGUGCAAAUUGCUUGGCAUGGCUCGGAGCCAGUACUAUCUCUUGAUUUCCAUCCUCACUCUGGCCUUCUCGCCACUGCCGGUGCCGACCACGACAUUAAGAUUUGGUCGGUUCACCAGAAAGAGUCUGGCUCGCCAACUGUUGAGUUUGAGGCCGACCUAUGUUAUCACUCAAAGGCAGUGAAUGUCUUACGUUUUUCUCCAUCGGGUCAAUUGCUCGCAUCUGGGGGUGAUGGCGGUGAGAUACUAAUCUGGAAACCUAUUGAAAGAGCCGAUAAAAAGCCCAGCUGGAAGGUUCUGAAGACACUUCAGCUACAUGUGAGGGAUGUUCUGGAUCUCGCAUGGUCUCCCGACAGCUUGUCGUUGAUGUCGGGAUCUGUGGAUAAUCAGUGCAUGAUUUGGGAUGUAGUAUCAGGUAAAGUUCUACAAGUUUUAAAUGACCAUCAACACUUUGUCCAAGGCGUUGCUUGGGAUCCAGCAGGGGAGUUCUUGACAUCAAUUAGCUCGGAUCGUACGUGCCGGAUCUAUUCGCGCCAGUCGGUGCCCAAGUCCAAGAAAAGAAAGUUAGCUGUCGUCCAGAAUAUGUUCACUUGCAAACAAGUCCUUGCUAAAUCGGAUGCUCUACCGUCCAAGACCAACAUCACAAUAGAUGCUGAUGGCAGAGUAGCGAAGGCUAGUCAAUUAUUUCAUGACGAAACUUUACCAUCGUUCUUUCGAAGGCUUGCCUGGUCACCAGAUUCAUCUUUCUUGGUUGUUCCCUCAGGUCUGCAUAGAAUUGCACACGAGGCUCCAUCUUGCAACGUGUCCUUUAUUUUCUCCAGGAGUGACCUGUCAAGGCCUUGUAUUCAUCUUCCAGCUCCAACUAAGCCAGUUGUAGCUGUCCGGUUCUGUCCAGUUAUCUUUUCUCUACGAGAGAAUGAAACUGAAAAAGGAAGUAGCUCUGGAUUCGCACUACCGUAUCGACUGGUGUUUGCUGUGGCAACACUUGAUUCGCUAUAUGUGUAUGACACACAGCGCAGUGAACCAAUCGUAAUCUUUGCCGGAAUCCAUUAUGCUGCAAUAACGGACAUUGCAUGGUCUGCGGAUGCCCAGUAUGUGGCUGUAUCAUCACAAGAUGGCUAUUGCAGUUUGUUAAUAUUCCAUGGAAACGAGCUUGGUACAAAGCUCUCCAGCGGUGACGUCCCCGCCAAUAUUGCGAAAUUUCUUCCAGAAAACUUGCUAGGAAAACCUCAAGAGUCGUUACCCAACUCAACGGAGCUCUCUCAGGUUUCGGAACCUGUCGGACUUAUGAACGAAGAACAGAGUUCCCCCAUAGUUAUUUGCCCUCGUCCAUUGAAGCAUCGGCGUAUUACACCAACCGCCCUUCCAGCCACCUGUUCUCCAAUUGUACAGAAACAAAUCGCAGACCAAACGUCAAUCACCGUCUCCGACAAAAAACUUCAGAGGAUCACUCCAAUCGCUCUGACUGAGGAUGGUCCCUCAAGUUCUGGAAACUGUUUGGACACAGAAACCGUCCACACGCCUUCAAGUACUCAGAAUAGUUUGUCAGCUGUGCAAGCUGCAGAUGCAGCCGAAACUCCCGACAGUUCAACCUGUGAGGCGUCUUCUCCAGGUGCUAAGAAACGCCUACGCAUCAACCCUAUUCCUAUUCUUGCUGGUGAAGGAGCCUUGAACUCCGGUGGGAACGUCAUCCCGAGACGGAGGCCUACGGAUUGUGACCAGAGUGCCUCCAUCGCUAAAUUUAGGAGCUUAGAGUCAUGCCUCCAAGAACAGGGAGUUGCAGGCCCUGCCACAGUGUCGACCGAGUGAUCCCAAGAACUCGCGCUGCUUAGCAUCUCAUCGUUGCAGGUAGACCCACAUUUUAACUGGCCCAUGUGACGUGGAUUGAACGGUCUCAACCCCCGAAAAGUCCCUGUUUCCAAAACCACAGUUCGUGGAUACCACGCCCCAGAUCGAUUGCGGAACAGAGGAUGACGUUUGCGGAUUAUUUCGUAUUUUGUGGAGUAUUCGUCUCCGGACUUCAUGCUUCAGCCAUCCUCAUGGAUUCCAUUCAUGUCAAUCGUCAGGCAUUCCACCGAUUGUAUCCACAGAGAGGUUUUGUCAGUAACAUAGUAGCAGAACAUUUUUAGGAAUUCAGAGUCGCACUUGAGCGAUUUAAUGUCGUUUUCUUUCAUCAGAUAGAAGUUGGAGUGAGCUCAUGAUGUUAAAUAGGAUUUACCGUGUGAUAAUUUCGCACCAUUGCGUAAAUAAUGAUUACACCAAGAUCUGAAAUGAUCCACUAAUUCACUAGCACCUGUUCGUACUCAA
This is a messenger RNA of Physcomitrium patens, 2809 nucleotides long. RefSeq names its product chromatin assembly factor 1 subunit FAS2. NCBI's taxonomy places the organism in Eukaryota, Viridiplantae, Streptophyta, Bryopsida, Funariales, Funariaceae. Gene Ontology annotation, molecular function: protein binding. Gene Ontology annotation, cellular component: nucleus; CAF-1 complex. Gene Ontology annotation, biological process: nucleosome assembly; DNA replication-dependent chromatin assembly. The record is from RefSeq and is a predicted model, not a curated record.